ACACACAUAAAAGAAGAGAAAGCCACAAUGAGAGGAACAGCGGCGGUGGAUGAGGUUGUGCUACGAUGAGGAUAUUCUGCUCGUGAGGACGCUGUUGCUGCUGGACAGCCUCAGUGUGUGUGUGUGUGUGUGUGUGUGUGUGUGUGUGUGUGUGUGUGUUGCACGUGUGUGUGAGUGAAUGUGUGUGUGUGUGAACAAGCAAGCAACCAGGAGCUCCUGCUGGCAUCGUGCGCAGGAAGGAAGCGGGGGAGCAGAGGGUUGGAGAGGAGGCUGAGGCGUUGACAAGGAAGGCGGAGUGGGGAGCUUUGAGGAGCGUCACACCACUGGAUCACGGGACACCGAUGUGCAGCGACAACUCUGACACGCGCCUGACGCUGCUGCACGCAUGCCCGCCCGUCCCUCCUAACUUCUGGCAUGGCGUAGCCUUCUCUCUCUCCCAGAUCGCUUCCCAAUCCGCCACGAGCAUGCACGGGCACAACGGGGAAUCUGGGUAUCCUUUCCAGUGUCAGCACCGUACGGCCUGAGGAAAAAUGGUGAGCAAAGAGGGUGGCAAAUGCAUGCUCACCAACUCAGAGUCUGACUCGGAGGCAGUGCCCUUGUCCUCCACCUCGCUGGCGCUGGAAGUUAAGUAUUCUCUGGAUGCCGGUCGACAGGUGAGGAAAAGGAACAAGGCCCUGCAAGUGCGUUUCAAGGAUAUCUGCGAGGCGCAGAAUGAGCAGAGGGAGGCGGAGCUGCAGGCAGCCGGCAGAGACGGGAAGCCUCUCUUAUACAAAGUGGCAUACCGCAAGUACAUGACCGUGCCGGCCCGCAGAUCUAUCCCCAAUGUGACACGGAGUACAGGGGUGCAGACAUCCCCGGACCUAAAGAAACGCUAUCAGACUUUCCCCUUAGAGCGCAAGAAAGGGCACACCUUUAAACAUGUGGCGGCUGUGGAAACAUACAAAGGUCAGAAUAAUGGCUUUGUCAUGGAAGUGAAACCGUCCCGGGCUGCAGAGCAGUGUUUUGAUGAUGAUGAGGAGGAGGGAGCCUAUGGGGGGAGUGGAGUCCGCAGGACCAAAGCUCUGCUCCAUACUAAUGAGUGCAUCGCUACAGUAGAGCAGCAUACUGCACCUGAUGGCCUGUGUUCUGACGCUCUGCUGCUAAGUUGCUCUGCAGGCUCGGAUUGCCUCGUGGAUGUGCCAAAAAGGAAGGGAAGCGGGGUUGGGUCACAAGGACAAUACCAGCUCUGCAGCGUCCCCUCCAAAGUUGGGGCAGGAUUACGACACAGAGAGGCUGACACAGAUCGCUCCGCGAAAAGGUUGGUCAAUCUGGAGGAGGGAUCGUCCCGGACCCUGCCGGACAGGGCCUCCAAGGUUACGGGGCCAAUUGCUUGGAACUCUCUUACGCAGGUGGAGUGCCUAGAUAGUCUGUCUGUGCGUAACAAGAGAAAGAAAAGCCUGCAGCUCAAUGGGCUGCAGAGCGAGACGCUGCCACGUUCCAGCAGAGGUUGCACAACGCAGGCACAGUAUCCUGUGGAGCAGUUAUCGGCCAGGCCUCUGGGGGGCAUGGACAAGUCUAGGUCACUCUUUGGAGGUGAUGAGGCAAGAGGGGCACCAUCGGAUCCCACACAGGAGGCCUGUAAGCAAAUAGUGCCUAUGAAUCAGGAUGGGGAUGUUAAAGCACAGCUCCAAGCCAUGGAGAACCUCAUCAGCUCCAGCCAAGAGACCAUCAAGGUGCUGCUGGGGGUGAUCCAGGAACUGGAGAAGGGGGAGGCCCACAGAGAAGGGCUCUCCUAUCGCACUGGACAGGACACGGCCAACUGUGACACAUGCCGGAACAGCGCAUGCAUUAUUUACAGUGUGGAGCUGGACUUCAAACAGCAAGAAGACAAGCUGCAGCCGCUCAUGAAGAUGCUCUGCCCUACUGAUGACACCCACUUCGCCGCCCUGCCGUACCCCCAGGAGGCCUUCACCUCGACCCCAAAGCGCAAGUCGAAAGCAGAGUCUAAGAAGCACGCUCGCUGGAGAUUUUGGUUUAUGUAAAGACAGCAGACCGUCUCUUUUUUUGGGCUUUGCAGAAUUAAUUUUUUGGAGUUGAUUUGGGCGACUGGAUACUGUCUGUACACAUUCUCCGAUAUAGGAUGUAUUUGAAAAGUCCAAAUAGAGUUAUUUUUUACCAGUUAUCUUAUUGGUGAUCGACACGGGAUGUGAUUAGCAGCUGCUGUCUGCCCGGAGCUUCCCAGUUAGAAUACUAGUCACCUUGAGACUUGUGUCUUUUCCUGCAGCUUCCAGGUGAAGUUGCAAGGACUACAUGGACAGCCUGUCCCCAAUAGAGCAAAGCACAAGUAACAUUGUUCAGGAUACACUUUCUCCAGAACUACUUUAACUGAACACUAACAACCGACACCAUUCAUAUCUUCAGAAGAAAAAAAAAUUAUAAUACCUUUUUAUCUGUCUAUAAAAUGUGAACUAAAUGUGAACCCCGUCAACUGACUUUGACGGGGGUAAAAAAAAAAAAAAAAAAAAAAAAAAAAAAAAGUUGAAUAAAUUAUACUUAUUUUCUUAAUGACACUUUCAAACUUGGGACAUUGAAGGUCAUUUUUUUCUAUAUAAAUAUAUAUCUGUAUUAAAAAAAACAAACCUUGAAAUUUAGUGGGAUAUAUUUAAUAAGCAGCAGUAAAAAGGAGAAUGUGCACCCCGGAGGAAAGUAGGACUCAUUUCAACUUAGUCACUUUGUUCUUGCGUCACAUUGUCAUCUGAAGACUCCUUAAGCUUAAAGUGCUCAUGACACCAAAAAAAGUAAAAAAAAUAAAUAAAAAAUAAAAAAAAAAAAAACUGGAACAAAUUCAAAGUACUCACUUAAUAAAACAGUUUUGUCAUACUGCUGGCAUAGAUAAACAACUAUGAAAUAGGAGUGAAAUUAAGUAGGGAUUUUGACACAAUUCUGACACGAGUUGUCAAAAUUGCGAGUUUUCUGAACCGACGCAGUCUUGGCUGUGACGUUACGACCAGAACAUGUUCCAGGAACCAUAUUCAAACACAUGCAGUUAUGAACUCACAGCAAAGCCAAGGAAGUAACAUAUUCACAACAAUAAAACAAUAAUAGCAUUGAAGAUAUUGUGUUGUGAUAACUAUGAUAUAACACACACAAAUGGCCACAAGUAUGUUUUUUUUCACUGCCAAUAAGUGGCACUGACAGCUAUAUGCACACUGCAAAAUAAAAGACCAGUGAGCAAUGAUUGCUGCUUAUUUAGCCCUGGAAUGAGCCCCCAUACUAUUAUUAUAACAUUCCUAGAAUAGAUCAUCAAAAAAAUAUGGAUUUACCUACUGAAACUGACAGAUUGACUCCAAGAUAGGCUAGAAAGAUGAGUGACAUCAAGCCAUGUUUUGCUAACAAUUCAGGUCUACAACACAACCAGGUACAAAAAAGCACAGCCAUGAACGCGCACGAAGAAAUUACAUAUACACAACAAUAAUAUAGUUCAAGAAUAUUGUGUUGUAAGGAGUAUGAUGUUUUACUGAUAGUGAUAGCCACUGACAGCUGUCAAUCUAAUAUUUGUAGUGAUGCUCUUCACAAUCAAUAACUGGUCGUCUUUUGGAUUGAUUGUUGCAUGCUACAACAGAUUAGCAUUAGCUGCCAAGCUACGGUGUCAGAACAAACAAGAUAGUAAUUUGCACUGCAUUAGCCCCAUGAGCUAGGCUGACUACUAUGGAGAAUAUUAGUAGGAGAAAUGUACUGUAAUACUGCCACCUUGGCAUACUAUUUAUUUCCAUCUGUGGAGCAAUAACAUUUGUCCCACAAAGUUUGAUGACGCACCUGAUGCAGCAAAUGGUGUCAUUUAGAAAUGUGAACAAGCUUACUCCAUCUUCUCAACUGUUCCCGCAAAACCCUUCAACACAAUGAGCGGGCAUAAUAUACAGUACAUAAAUAUAUGAUAAACAACAAAAAUUCACCAAGAAGUGUGUUGUAGUGGAACAGAAGGUCCGGAUGGGACAAUCUGGCUCUGGCGUCACUUGCUCCACCUCCUCCAAACACAGAAGAAGUGACAGAAAGUCUAAAAAAUAAUAAAUAUUGAAACAUUCGAGCACACAUCUAACACAGAAAAUAUGACUUCCACUGUUAUUUUUCACGGCGGAAAUAACAAGACUAGUGUCAUGAGCGCUUUAAAUAUCCUUUUGUUUUCUUCCAGCCCCAAGAUAAAGAAAUACUGUUGAAGGGUAACAGCAAAUACAUGUGGUUGUACUGCUGCAAUGCAUGAACAGGGCUUCUUGCUUUUUACAAGAGGACAUUUUUUUAAAAGAUUUUCAAGAUGAAAACACAGUUGUCACUUGCCACAUUGGGGUUCGAAUAUCGCGGUUUUUCAAAACUGUGUUAAAUGAUUUCGUGGUUGACUACGGCCUAUUAUUAGUUUAAAAAUAUUGAAAGAUAAGUCAUAUGUAGUAUUCUAUACUGGUCACUGUGCAUCAGUAAUGUUACAUUGAUUAGACAUUACCUUACAAUUCAUUUAUGGCAUCAAAUUAAUUCCAAAAUUUGUGUGCGUAAAAACCAUAAUCAGGGCGCAUAAAGAGUCCUCUCCUCUCACUGCCGCUCCCUCCUCAUGUGUAGUCACUGCCCAAGCGCGAGCUCACUCCCUGUGCUUUCUACAUGCUUGGAGUUGCUGAGUUAUGGCACUCUGAGGACAGGCACUGAAUAGUCGGCCCCGAAAUCCCCUCCUUUCUGAUUGGUCACUUUAAACUCCUACUGUCCCCAGGUCCCUGUGAGUGUGCAGGGAGUGGCAAUGAACGUUUAUUUAGAUAACUCAAGCACGAGGAGAGUAGUCUUUAUGCGUGCUGAUUAUGGUUUUUACGCGCAUGAAUGUUGGCAUUAAUUUGACGCCAUAGACAUUACCUUAACUUGCAAUGCAUGGAGUCAGCCAUGGACGCAGAGUGAAGAAAUUUUCUCCUCCCCUUCCGUGAGGAAGUGGUAAGUUUUUUUUGCUUCUUAAGCCGUCCUUCUUUCCCACUCAGUUUCAAACCCUUUCUUAAGUUGAGAAUAAAUUGGAGACUAACUAGUGAGCUCGAUAGCUUGCUAUGUUUAAACCAGCGGCUGUCUCUUGUGUUCCUGCAGAGAUCCCGUAGCCUGCACAUUACAGUUGAGCAAUUUGCUGUAAACAAAGAUAGCCCUCGUGUGUAUGCCAGAUGCUUUGCAGACUGUAUAUCAAUCAAGUGAAAAACAUCAUAGUGACAAUGGAUGAUAGGUUGACAUCAAUCUUUUUUUUAAAUGCCAUGCAAUUGGCCCACACUACAUUCGAGAUACUACAACAAAGAACUUUCCCAAUGCUAAGGUGGGAGUUAUCAUUAUCUUAUUAUCCCUUAUCAUUUCUACUAUAUUAGGUAAGAUGAGUGUAAAGUUAAGUAUGGUGUGUUAUUUCAUGUCUAGAGGGCUCUAAGAAUGUUAAAAAACAUAUUUAGAAGAUCAUACACAGGUUUUCUAUGCGAUAACAUUCCAUUUAUUAAUAUGGUAUCCUACUUUUUAAAUUUACUUAUCUGUUGGGUCUGGAGUCAAUUAACUGUGAUAAAUGAGGGACGACUGUAAUUCUUUUUCUUUUUUAAACAUCUACAACUCAAUCUCUUAGCCUAUAAAUACCCAUCUCCACACAGGGUUCAGAGAUGAUACAUAUCUAUAGCCAAGAUAUUUGCAUUUACUCUAAAUAUAUUUCUAAUUCUUGAUUUGAUAUAUAGGGUCAAGUAGGGCUCUAUUUUACUAAUAGGCUAAUAUGUAAAAAUAACAACAAUACAUAGACGAUAAGUUAAUGCUUCUGCAACAUUGUAGAGUCACCCCAAACCCACCCCCCCUCAAAAAAAAGAAAACGGCCACAAAGAUAAUUUACAGCAAGGUAAUGGAACUCAUUGGUAGCAACACAUGACUAACUUCCAUCCUUGUAUGUUCCUUUUUUUUGUUUGGUAGGUAUAUGUAUAACAUUAGCACUGAGACGAGAGAGAGAGAGAACACUACAUGUUUAUCUGUACCUUAAAGAAGUGCAAUUGAUUUACUAUGUGCAAUACUGUGUAUUUUAUACUGUUUUUAAAAAAAGGAAUAAAAGAUUUAAUAUGCAAAACAUGGUGAAUACAUCAGUUUCCCCUAGGAUUUUUUUGAAGCUGUGGUGGUGGGCUGCAUGGGACGGCGGACUGCCACUGUUGUGCCAUGCCGCUGCUGCAUCUGCAAUUUAUGUAAAAUUAUGACAAAUCAUUUUUAUGACUUAUUUAACUUUUUUCAACAAUCAGCAGAACAUGAACCGAGAACAUUGCAAAACUGUUAAUUUAAUAGCAAAGUUACUAACAGCACGCAAACUGAGAGUCUAAAACAUCGAGUCUCCUUUUGUUACCUGACCUAUAGUACCAAAUAGUACUAUAUGACGAGUACAAAAGUAAAAAAUGUUAUACUAUGUGACACAAACCUAAACUUAAUUUGAUGUCUGUUUUAGAGUAAUACAAAUACCGUACAUGUGAAAUGACUUGUUCAAUAAUUUAUAUUUUUAGUUCAAAAUAACACAAUUAACAAAACAACAAUUUCAAUAUUUUUGUUACAGAAAUCUGUCCAUUCAUCCAUCCACCAUCCAUUUUCCUCAGCUUAUCCCGGUCCGGUUUGCGGGCGCAACAGUCUCAGUAGGGAAGCCAAGACUUCUCGGCCCCUGUCCACCUCUUCCAUCUCUACCGCGAGGACACCAAGGCGUUCCCAGGCCAGUUGUGAGAUAUAAUCCUGCCAACGUGUCCUAGGUCUGCCCCGGGGCCUUCUCGCGGCUGGUCAUGCCCGGAACACCACACCAGGGAGGCGUGUGGGAGGUAUCCGGACUAGAUGCUCGAGCCACCUCAACCAACUCAACCAUCCUGGAUGACUGAUUUCCUCACCCUAUCUCUUAGGGUGAGUCCAGCGACCCUACGGAGGAGGCUCAUUUCAGCCGCUUAUGUCAGCGAUCUCGUUCUUUCAGUCACGACCCAAAUCCCAUGACCGUAGGUGAGAGUGGGAACAUCGAUCGACGGGUAAAUUGAGAGCUUUGCCUUCUGGCUGAGCUCUCUCUUCACCACGGCGGUCUGGUACAGCGACAGCUGUAGGAAGGCUAAGGGGUGUGAUCCCCUUAUAGUUGGAACACACCCUCCGGUCACCCUUCUUGAAAAGGGGCACGACCACUCCGAUUUGAGGUACUGUCCCCGACUUCCACGCAAUGCUGAAGAGACGUGUCAACCAAGACAGUUUCUCAACAUCCAGAGCCUUGAGGAAUUCAGGGCGAAACUCGUCCACCCCUCGAGCUUUGCCACUGGGGAGCGUUUUGCCUACCCCAGAUACCGCUGCCACGGUGAUGGAACUGUCCGCAUUUGUGUCCUCUGACUCUGCUUCCUCUAUGGAAGGUAUGUCAGUGGGAUUGAGAAGGGCCUCAAAGUAUUCCUUCCACCAUCCAACUAUAUCCUCAGUCAAGGUCAGCAGGCCCCCGUCCCCACUGUAAACAGUGUGGACCGGGCACUGCUUCCCCUUUCUGAGGCGUCGAACCGUUUGCCAGAACCUCUUCGAGGCCGACCAAAAGUCAUGCUCCAUGGCCUCACCGAACUCCUCCCACACCUGAAAUUUUUCCUCGACCACGGCUGAAGCAGCGUGCCUGCUGCCUGGUCUGCCAGUACCUGUCAGCUGCUUCAGGAGUCCCCAAAAGCCAUCCAUGCUCGAUAAGACUCUUCCUUCACCUUGACGGCAGCCCCAACCUCUGGUGUCCACCAUCGUGUACGGGUUUUUCCGCCACCUUUUAAACCUUUAACCUUUUAAAAAUGUUUUCAAAGUAAUUGUGGUCAAUGUGUGCGUAAAUAACAAGCUAUAUAUGAAUCUAUAUAACGUAUAUGUGUAGCCAUUCAUACACUCUAUUACUUAACAUUGUUUUUAAAGUAAAACAAAUAAUAAAUUUUAAGGUGUGGCAUGAUCAAUUACAUGUAGUGGAAACCCCUAAAUAAACAAAUAAAUGAAAACAGACACCCACAGAGCUCUCGACAUAGAGUAUCAUUUGCAUUAUCUUUCAUUAGUAUAGUUACAAAAAAAGCCUAACCAGUGCUAUGUGCAAAAUAUAGGGAUCAGUACAACAACUGAUGAACUGAGUGGAAUUAAUUGCAUCCUGAACAUGACGUCUGCUAUGGCAGCAUCAUUCCACUCAAAAACACUAGCAUUGGAAACAGGAGUUCAGAACAUUCAGAUAUUCUCCUAUCCCUCUGAAAGAACAUUCCAAAAUAACUUUGGAUUCACUGAUAUGUCUCCCAAGUGAGAGGCACGCUUUUCUGAUUGCAGUGUGUCGGAGAAAAGGAAAGUCAAGCGAAAUUAGACAUCCUAAUAUGUCCAGAAAAGUGCAGAAAUGCCAAUCAACUUUGGCUGCAUGCCGGGUCCAAGCCACUCAAACACCACGA
Molecule: messenger RNA, 8396 nt
Organism: Dunckerocampus dactyliophorus (ringed pipefish)
Lineage: Eukaryota; Metazoa; Chordata; Actinopteri; Syngnathiformes; Syngnathidae
Product: inhibitory synaptic factor 2A
Exons: 4
Coding region: 531-2021 (496 amino acids)
Biological process (GO): inhibitory postsynaptic potential
Cellular component (GO): postsynaptic density
Source: RefSeq, a predicted model, not a curated record